Messenger RNA from Xenopus tropicalis (tropical clawed frog), 14354 nucleotides. It is a transcript of the gene speg, whose product is annotated as striated muscle enriched protein kinase. Gene Ontology annotation, molecular function: nucleotide binding; transferase activity; protein serine/threonine kinase activity. The record is from RefSeq and is a predicted model, not a curated record. Lineage: Eukaryota; Metazoa; Chordata; Amphibia; Anura; Pipidae. Gene Ontology annotation, cellular component: sarcomere; nucleus; cytoplasm. The coding region runs from base 445 to 11871 and encodes 3808 amino acids. Gene Ontology annotation, biological process: muscle structure development; heart morphogenesis; cardiac muscle cell development. The transcript is spliced from 41 exons.
GAGAGCUCAGCGGGACUGCAGGGUCUCUUUUGCAGGAGAGAGGUUGAAGGGGAGAGGGAGAAGAUCUGGGGGAUGUCCAAGGUCUCCUACCAUGCAAGACCUGAAGAAGAAUUGAAGCCACCUGGAUACAGGUUAGAAAGCGAAGGCCCUGUAUGUAAUAAAGAGUGCCACCAUCUGUAACCCAAGCUGUAAUGCCCACUCUCACCAGUGCCACUGUCUCCUCCUCAUAAUCUCUCCCUGUGCAGAGAAUAGUGAGAAACAGGUGAAGUGCUUGGGUUCCCAUCUUGCAUUCCCCACGCUUACAACUUUAUUCCCCCACUGUGACCGGGACUUCUGCUGGGACACAGCUCUACCCCUGACUGCAGGGAAAGGCAACACGGACUCCCUACCCCGAGGGUUCAAACAUCAUCACCCCAAACAGCAGUUUUAUACAAAGAAUUCACCAUGCAUCGUGCCUAUGGGAGGAGGAACCUGGCCCGGAAUGAAGAGGAAGCCCCUGUCUCCCCAACUCAAACGUUUAGGUCUCCACCAAGCCCAGGCAUUCCCCCAAAACACCCCAAGUUGGCGGCUGAACCUGGGCAGCCCUCUCCCCCUCAGUUUGUCCGGAAGCUGAAAAAUGCUGCUAUAGGCACAGGCUGUGACAUCUGCCUAAAGGUGGCAGUGGCAGGGCACCCGCUGCCAACCCUAAACUGGUACAAGAACCAGGAACGCAUCCAACCCGGAGGAGAGGAAUAUGGGACACUAUGCAUCAGGGACAGCAGGAUGGAAGAUGCUGGAGUGUACACCUGCGUGGCCCAGAAUCCCCUGGGGGAGGCUAUUACCUCUGCUGUGCUGGCAAUCAUUGAAUUAGAAGACUCAGAACCAGGGGAAGAAGAUGCAGGGGGCCCCCAAUUACAACGCACAAUUCGGGCACCCAACAAUACGCCUCUGGGAACCCCUUCAGGGGAUUCAGAUACGCUGCUGGCGAGCUCCCUGCACACCACGCCCAGCACGCUGACUGCACUCUCUCAAACAGACGAGCUCUCCGAUUGGUCAGGCAGCCAACAGACAGUACUAGAAAGGGACCCAAGGAAUGCAAGGCAAGGCUUCACUCAGGGAGGAGGGGCUCGCCAUCUGGGGGUGGAGCCCCUCAUUCCAGCUUCCAGCAACGAGUUCCCGGGCAGUGUCUGGGGGUCAGAGGUCAGCCUUUCUGGGUUCAGUGAUCUGUAUAGCAGCGCCUUCAGCCUGUACCGAGGCAGAUCUUGUGCCAUCCGGGUGUUCCUUCCGGAAGGGGGUCUGCGGAGGGGUAGCAUCAAUGGUUCUGUAACAGACUCCCCACGAAACUUUGUCAAUCCUAGGCCGCCUAUCAUACCACCACCCUCUCCGCGCAUUGGCCAGCGUCCAGCUGUCAUUCCUGCAGGCCGUGGACCCCCCACCCCUGUUACACCUAGAAAGAAAACCACAAUGCCCAACCAGUACCAGGACACAGUGACUGAGGAGUUAGAAGAGAAGAUUAAGAAGCCAAAGUCCUCUGUUGGCUCUCAGGCUAGUGGCCAAGAUUCUCGCCCUGUAACUCCACUAAGUGAGACAUCAGGGCGGGUGUCUAUCCUUAGGGCAUCCCCAAAGCUAGUCCGCUCAGGCUCUAAGAUCUUUGAAAAGCUUAGGUGUCUCGAAGAGAGGAGAAAAAGUCUGGACCAGACAGACAGCCCCUUUCCAGUGCACUCAUGGUUGCCUCUCCGUAAGGCACGAUCCUUUGAUCAGCCGGGGGCUGAGGGGCUUGGUGCUGGUCUAGGUUCCUCAAACGAAGAGCUAAGGGAUGAUCUUAGAGACGGGGUAAGAUCAGAAAUAGGUGGGUUUACUCUGAGGUACCCCUCUCUGAGACACAAGACUACCUCACUGGAUGACAGGGGAGCUCUCUAUGGACGAAUAAGUGACAUUGAGACCCGCUUCUCACAAGAGCUGACUCGCAUCAAAAGAACUGUGUCCCAGCAACAGCUAGUCCGUUCCUCACAGGAUCUAUCUGGAAGAUCACCGUCACCCCAAAGAUCCCUAGCUGCCCAGCCUGCUCCUGUGGACCCUAAGCUAACCAAAGUGUCAACGGCUCCAAAGCCUUCUGAAACAGAAGAGAAGCAGCCAGCAAGGAAGCCACUAGUCAGAAGCUUUGCCACCGUCAACCAACUGUCAGAAAUUAAGGAACCUCUGGGGUUUUCAAGCCAACCCCCUACACUGCCAUCAAAAUCAUCCAAUGGUUCUGCAGUAUAUCAGGAUGCAGUGAGGCACUCGGAAACAAAUAUGAAAUCACAACCACACCUUACAGGAAAAAUCAUUGCACCAAAAACUGUUUCCCCACAAGUAUUUAAAGCUAUGACUCUCCCCGCACAAUCCCAAAAAGAGGCAGUCGGCGACACACAGCCGAAGAGAGUUCCUGAUGUUGGUAGCGUGCCUCCGCCACCCAGCACACAUGCCCCGGCAGCCCUAGAGAUAGCUCAGAGGGGACUUGUUAAAGAGAAGGGGACUGUAAGUGAAGAGAAGAAGUAUCUACCCUGGGCACUUCCUGUAGGAGACAAUAACAACAGCCAAAUGCCACAGGGUAAGGGUGGGGGACAGGCCAAAAAGCACAGCGAUGCACACACCAGCAGCAAAAGCAACAAAAGCGGCAGAAGCAAAGGGAAGAGUCGCCGAAGCAGGCCAUUGUCACCAGAACUUGAGUCAUCGGAUGAUUCCUACGUAUCGGCGGGAGAGGAUCCAGCAGAGGCGCCUGUGUUUGAGAUUCCUUUGCAAAGUGCACUAGUAAACGCCGGCACUGAGGUCUUACUGAAAUGUAUUAUAUCUGGAAACCCAAGUCCAGAAGUGUUUUGGAGAAAGGAUCACGUGUUGCUGAAAAACAGUCCGACCCAUCAAAUACGAGUAGAGGGCGAGAGACACACGUUGCUACUGCGCUGGGCACUGCCCUCAGACUCGGGUAUCUAUACAGUGACUGCGCGGAAUGAAGUUGGGGAAGCCAGCAGCUGCGGUGCCCUCACUGUAAAACCAGCACCUACCAAAGAGUCGCCGGCACAUCGGGGAACACCUCGUGACCUGCUCAGCCCAAUAACAUCGGAUGAAGAGUAUCUAAGCCCCCAGGAAGAUUUAAGUGAGCCUACCACCCCCCAACAUAAGAUGGCAGGCAAAGGCCCCGCAUUCAAAGCUCCACCCACUUUCAAGAUGCCUCUUUUGGACCAGAAAGGGUUUGAAGGCCAAGAGAUUGUUCUCAGCGUUCAGGUGGAAGGGGAACCCAAGCCUAUUAUCAACUGGCUGAAGAACAAGCAGCAGGUGAAGCCUGGUGGAAGGUUCCGCAUAUCAGAAGGUGCUUGGGGGAUCUUCUCGCUACAUAUUGCCGGGGCUGAUAAACGAGAUUCCGGAUUCUACACCUGUAAAGCAAUAAAUGAGUAUGGGACAAAGCAAUGUGAAGCCAAGAUAGAGGUUCUAGCACCCCCUGGCAGUACCAGCUUGGAGGUUCUGGCCCCCUUGCAGGAUGUGAGUGUGUGCGCUGGGGAGGCAGCGGUGUUUGAAUGCGUGGUGUCGGGCCCCGCCGAUAUGGACGUGGACUGGAUGUUCCGGGGCAAGCUGCUCCAGCCAGCACUGCUGGACUGUAAGAUGCGUUUCAACGGAAAGCAGUGUGUGCUGCUGCUGAAUUCAGUCCAUGAAGAUGACAGUGGGGUCUACACCUGCAAACUGAGCACUGCAAGAGAUGAGCUGACCUGUAGCGCUAUGCUAACUGUGCACCCAUCGCUGGCGCCUCUCUUCACUCGCAAGUUGUCAGAUCGAGAUGUUAUAGAGGGACGCACAGCUCGGCUGGACUGUAAAAUCAGUGGCACCCCGCCCCCUGUUGUCACGUGGACUCAUUUUGGACAGCCCAUAGAGGAAAGUGAGAACAUCCACGUUUUGAGAGAAGGUGGACAUCACACCUUACUGAUACCCCACGUGGCGAAUGAGGACGAGGGUCAGUACACAGCGACUGCCCAUAACAAGCAUGGGGAGGCCGAAUGCUCUGCUGAACUCUACGUGGAGGAGCCUCGUUCUGCUACAGCAUCUCAUAUCUCCAAGCUGGAGAAGAUGCCAUCUAUUCCAGAAGAGCCAGAGAUGCAGGAGUGUGAGGUAGAGGGUGUGAUGAUGCCGGAUUUCCUGCGACCUCUGCAGGACAUUGACGUGGUGGAAUUUCGGGAGGUACAACUUGAGUGUCAGGUAACCGGUCUGCCGUACCCUACCAUCACCUGGUAUCACAAUGGUCAGAAGAUCCAGAGCUCUGAUGAUCGCAGAAUGACUCAAUAUAAAGACAUCCACCGCCUGGUUUUCCCCUCUGUUACUCAUUCUCAUGCCGGAGUCUAUAAAAGUGUCAUCUCAAACAAAGUGGGGAAAGCAGCCUGCUAUGCGCACCUGUAUGUCACAGAUUUGGUACCCACUCCUCCAGAUGGUCCCCCCAUCAUUACCUCUGUAACUGGGAGAAUUGUGAAGCUCCAGUGGAAGCCACCCAAGAGAUUGGACCCAGCCAUUGAUCUGGCUCAGAUUACAUACUCAGUCCAGCAGCAAGCGGUGGGAUCUCCCCAAUGGACAGUCAUCACCACCAACCUAAAAGACACUUGUUAUUGUGUCAGAUCUCUGACCAAGGAACAUCAGUAUCUUUUCCGUGUGACCACAAACACCCCAACUUCUCACAGUAAACCUUCCCCUCCCAGUGAAAGCGUUUGUCUCUUUAAUAGAGGUCCCUACCUGGAGGAGAUGCCUUCUAUACUGGAUCGGCCUGAAAUCUUGUAUAUGGUGGAAAAUCAGCCUCUUUGCAUAACCGUGACACUGAACCACGUACAUGCCAAAGUCACGUGGCAGAGAAUAGACACCGUUCUGAGCAAUGUCGAGGGUGUGUAUGAGCUGAGUAUGCCGGAUGACGACCAGCACUCGCUCACGUUGUUCAGCCCAAGGAAGUCUGACCUGGGGCAGCUGACAUUUGAGGCUAAAAACCGCUACGGAUCAGAUAGCUGCACUAUUUCCAUCGAGCUCGCAGAGGCUCCUCGCUUUGAGUCCAUCAUGGAAGACAUAGAGAUCGGUGUUGGUGAAACAGCUCGUUUUGUGGUCGUGGUGGAAGGGAAGCCUAUUCCAGACAUCAUGUGGUACAAAGAUGGGGUACUUUUGGCAGAGAGCGGUCACUUCAGCUUUGUGUAUGAUGAUACCGAGUGCUCUCUGGUGAUCUUAAACACGGCACUUGGUGACUCCGGUGUGUACACCUGCACGGCACGGAACCUUUCAGGGGAAAUUUCCUGCAAAGCGGAGCUGCAAGUGUGCCCAGAUGAACCAGGGGCAGGAUCUGCAAUACAGGAAAUAGAUAUACUCAAAGUUCGUAGAUUGACUGAUUUCUACAACAUCCAUAAAGAAAUUGGCAGAGGGGCCUUCUCCUAUGUCCGACAUGUGGUAGAAAAGAGCAACGGGCGAGAUCUUGCUGCUAAAUUCAUACCGUUCCGUGGGGCAACCAGGGAGAGUGCACGGAGGGAGCGGGACAUACUGUCCAAGCUCAGACACGACAGGAUCAUCUUCUUCUACGAUGCAUUUGAGAAAAGAAGUGCUCUAAUCAUUGUCAUGGAACUCUGUUCUCAAGAGGAGCUCCUAGAGAGGUUGACAAGAAAGCCUACAGUGAGCGAAUCAGAGAUCCGCUCGUUUAUACGGCAAAUCCUAGAAGGGUUAGAUUAUUUGCACCAUAAAAACAUUCUGCAUUUGGACAUAAAGCCAGAGAACAUCCUGAUGGCCGAUACGACUAGUGAACAGAUUCGCAUUUGUGACUUUGGAAACGCUCAGGAACUAACCCCGGGGGAUCCUCAGUACUGCAAAUACGGAACCCCGGAAUUUGUGGCGCCCGAAAUUGUGAACCAGAUGCCAAUUUCUACAGUAACGGACAUAUGGCCAGUUGGAGUCCUGGCAUAUUUAUGCCUUACCGGAGUGUCGCCCUUUGUUGGGGAGAAUGAUUACACCACUCUGAUGAAUAUCCGGGGUUACACUGUGGCAUUUGAAGAGAAGAUGUUUGUUGGUCUCACACGAGAAGCACGUGGUUUCCUAAUCAAAGUCUUGGGCAAUGAGAAGCUGAGGCCUAAUGCUGAAGAGAGUUUGGAGCACCCCUGGUUCAAAACUUUAGCGAAAGGGAAAAGCAUCAGCACAGACCAUCUGAAGCUGUUCCAGUCUCGCCGUAAAUGGCAGCGCUCACUUAUCAGCUAUAAGUCCAAUAUGGUGAUGAGAACCAUUCCAGAGCUGCUUCAGGACACAAGCAAUCACUUGUCCAUUGCUGUACCCAAGAAUUCCAAGGAAGCAUCCGGAUUGUCAUCCUCCUCUGAUUCUGAUGACCUGGAAGAGCUUCCCUUUGUCCCUAUGCCUCUCCAGGUCCAAUUCUCUGGAUCACGCAUGUCCUUGAAUGAGAUCCCAACAGAUGAGGAACAACUGUCUCAGCCCCAGGACAAUGGCAGCUGUAGAGAAGAUGAGGAAGAAGGAAGUCAGGCAGUGGAAAUUAGUAGCACAUUUAAAGAACAAGCAGUUCAGCAGAAAGAAGCAACAGUCCAAGCAAGUCCAUUGUCCAAGCAUGCCAAAGGAACCCUUACAAGGAACAGGUCUGCUGAAGUUGGUUCUUCUUCUGAUGAGGAAACUUCAGAAACUGAAAAAAGAGAGCAUCCUCGUAGGCCUCUGAAAAAAGGUUCCAGCUUAGAAUCUGCCGACGUUCCUGAUGGGGAAAUUAAAGCAGCUCGUAGAGGAGAGCUGAGGAGGGGAAGCUCUGCAGAUAGUGCUCUUUUGCUCAAUGUGUCUACAACAGAUGGAGAUGAAGAGAGAGAUCGACCAGACAAGGGAAUGAUAAAAGCUGCCUCAAUGGAGCUACCAACCAGAUGCAGGAGCCCAGGUAGAUUGGAGGAUCGAGGCACACUACGAAGAAAGUUUGGAUCAGCUGAUGAAGAAUAUGCUCAGCGGUUAGAAAUGAUGAGACAGAGGCUAUUGAGGGGAGGUUCGGCAGAUGGAAAACUCAGUGGUCUUAGAGGCCCACUCAUAGAAACACUUUCUGUAGACAAGAAGCGAGCAGAGCAGAUAUCUAUACGCUCCCCAAGAAGUGAUCAGUCUUCUCUGAGUCCUAUUCCCGCCAUCAAACUAACCCGAGCUGCUUCCAGUGAGGCUGCGCCUGGUAGAGAAGCAACUGAAGAAAGAGUCUUAAGGAAAACCAGUUCCUUUUCUCACAGCGACACAGAGCCACUGGUCUUGCAUCGCAGGUCAGGGGCACCCCUAGAAAUACCUCUUGCUCAGUUAGAGGCACAGCGUCUUAAAGAGUCUCCCUCUCUUUCAGCAUUGACAGACCGAUUAGAAUCACGUCCUCAAACACCGCGAGAGAUGAUUCCCAAAUCUCUAACUCCAGAAGCACCGCAAUUGAAGGCAGAAAGUGGGGAGCCAGAAACUCAGAGUGAUAAGGAAGCUGAGAAGGGCACCACACCUCUUAUUCAGCAUCAUAAAGACAAAGACUCAAAUUCAUUGAAGGACUUGGUUAUUGUUCUUCCAAGAGUGACUCCACCUUUGGAUAAAAUGGCAUCUAAAACAGAGUUACCAAGUAUUCAAACAGAGAGGGCACAGGACAAAAUCCCUAGAGCAGAUGUGAACCUGCCAGCUACUACUUCAUCAAAUGAAACUGUGCCAACAAAGCCACCACCCUUACUUUUGCCUUCUAAGCAGUCUCUUUCUGUGCCACCUGAACCUUUACCCUCUUCAGUACUGACAAAUGAGAUGCCUAAAUCUAAAGAGGAGUACUCGUCAUCAAGGGCCAUUAAGGCCAAGGAAUCCAUAUCAAAAACAGAAACAACAGACCAGCAAGAUAAAAUUAAAGAACCUUUACCACAAGCUGUUGUUCCAUUACCAUUGCCUAUGCCAGCCUCCCAAGUGCUAAAACCUUCCACUGCAAAAGUACAGAUAGCAGAUUCUCCAACAAUGCCUGAGAAUGAUGCAUCACUUCCACAGAUAACAGGUAAAGAGAAACUAUCUUCUCCAGCUGUCCAACCAGUAGAUAAAACAGCAGCUAUAUCAUCACCUUAUGCUGCUAUGAUUCAAACACUUCAAGUGCCCGAGGAACCUGAGACAGUUGUUGAGGAAUGUUCAAAGGCCCCAUUAAAAGCUCAGCCAGUAUUUCAAGAAAUUCCUAUAGCCACUGGAGAUGCAAAGGCUCAAGGAAUAUCACAAGUAAACAAUAAAGAAGGCAAGGAUGAGCUAUCACAAGAACCCAAGCUGAUUAACACCAGAUCUUCCAGCACAGAGAAUGUCCCAUUUAUCAGCAACAUUGAUUCAGAAGAAAUCUUUGAGGCUAAGUUCAAGAGGAACCGUGAAAAUUCUCUUACCCGAGGUCUAAAAAAGCUUACCAGGACUUGGUCAGAGGAGAAGAAUUUAGCUGCAGCCCAUGCAUCUCGGGAAGAAGAAAUGUACAGGCCUAGUCCUGUGGGUGUCCCACUAGAGUUCCUUGUUCCUGCAGCUCUUGGGCUACAUGAAAGAUCAAGAUCAGUGCAAGAUCUGCCAGAUGCUGAGAGGGAUUCAAGCUUUAUGAGAAAGCUUUCUUUGAGAUUUAAGAAAACUCCACCAACUGAAAGGAAGCAGAAACCAGCAGAAGAAGUAGAAGGUACUGGUAGACGACUUUCAUGGUCAAUAGGUAGAGGAAGUUCCAAAGAUAAGAAGGAUACAGAGAGCCUGAACUCUGAAACAGGCUCAAUAGAAACCAUCACAGACAAACAUCUAAAGGACCAGAAAAAGAGUAGUCAAUCACCAGUGUUGGCCAUGAGAAAGAAAAUAGGCAGUACUAUGGAUCGACUUUCUAUGAAACUAAGGAGCCAAUCAGAAGAUAGAAGGGAUGCAGAGAGAACAGAGAAGAAAGAAGGGCGUACAGACAAAAGUUCUCCAUUAAUGUCUUUACUUAGGAGAUCCAACUCAGAAGGAGAGAACUUAAAGAAACUAGGUAUUCCCCAGAACCAACUUGCUUCCCAGGUUUCAGCUCCAUCAACUGAGUCUAUUGAAUCUGGUCUCAGCAUCAAAUCUGAAAUGGUAGUCAAGGAUGAUAGGCGCUCAAGGUGGGAUCGUUGGGGCCUGUCACGUAGCAAAAAGGAGAAGAUGACAUCGCAGCCAAGUAUUCCAGCCAGUCUGAUGCAUGAAGAUGGCAGUAUUGUUGGCAGACAAUACAUUCGUAAUGAGUCAGACUUCCCCCCAGUCUUCCAUAUCAAGCUGAAGGACAUCGUGGUGCUAGAGGGAGAGCCGGUGACUCUGUCCUGCUUACCUGCUGGCAGCCCUUCCCCCCAGAUCCUGUGGAAGAAAGAUAAGAUGUCCUUGGAAAGAGGAGAAAAGGUGCAUAUAAAAUCCUGCCCCGAUGGCAGACAGCAGCUCAUUAUUCCCGCCGCCGGGCAGAGGGAAGCCGGUCUGUAUGAAUGCGUAGCAGCCAAUGCCCUGGGCUCAGUGGCCAGCUCCUGCACAGUGUCUGUGGCAAGAAUACCUGAUCCCCCGGGGACCCCAGAGAUCCCACAGAAGUAUAAGAACACGGUGCUGGUUCUAUGGAAGACCCACGAGCACAACUCCCCUUGCACCUACAUCCUGGAGAAACAGGUUAAUGGUGAUGGGGAAUGGAAGGUUCUAAGUUCUGGAAUCACCGACUGUUACUUCAAUGUGACGGAGCUCCAGGAAGGCACUGUCAGGUUCCGCGUCGCUUGUGCCAACAAAGCAGGAAAGGGGCCCUACAGCAAUGUGUCCAAGACAAUUGUCGUAGAUGCAGAAGAUCGUAAGCCAGGAACACCCUCUGUCCAGAAGGCACGGCCCGUGGGAGCUGCAGUGUCCACUACUGUUCCAAUGACUCUCCGGACCCCUUCUACCCCAGCUGUUGCGCCCCCUGUUGUCUCUACCCCCAAAUUACCUCCAUCUUGUGGAUCUGCUCUUGCAGUUUCCUCAACAGUUAUCACUACAACCGCAACUGUGUCUCCAGCCCAGCCUCUCCCCAAAGGGCCUCCACCUGCAACUCCUCCACGGAAACACCGAGGGAUACUCUCCACUCCCCCAACCAUGCACAAGCCUGUCAUUGCCACCACUCUCAGUGCCGAUAUUACUCCCCAAACUCUGCCCAAUAACAGGGCUCCAUCUUCUGUGGCUCCUCCUGCCGUAUGUUCUCAUGUCUCCACGGUGACUGUGUCUAUGUCACCAGGUUCUUCGGUGACCCAUUUAAGGGCCCCCUUCUCUACCCCCAUGCAGAAACCUACCCCAGAACCAAUAACAAAACCAUUACCAGUGUCACAAGUACAAUCACCCAAAGCUCCUUCUGUGCCAACAGAGCAAACCCAGAAAAUUGCCCUUGCCCCGGCUGUUGCCCAGGUUAAAGCACCUUUUGUGCCAACUACUGCAAAAACUAACGAACCAUCACGUCUUCCAUAUAGUGUCCCUACGGAACCACAGAUGCCAUCACAGUUAGCAGCUCCAAAACUAUCUGCCAAGUCCCCCUCUGUUCCAAUUAUGCUGCACAUUCCCCCCUUUAAAUCAGCAACCCUACCUGCUUCCAGUCCCACUUCCAAAACCAUAUCUUUUCCCUCUCCUCCUACAAGCCCAGUAACCAAACCCUUAACACCUACCUCCCCAGCUUAUAUGGUCACUUCCUUUAUAUCAAUGCCUGUGCCUUCACCCUCUGUUGAGUCCUCCACUCCACCUACUCCACUUACCCCCAUCACCCCACCUACCCCCAUCACCCCACCUACCCCACUUACCCCCACCACCCCUCCUACCCCCAUUAGCCCCACUUCCCCAACCGCCCCAUUUACCCCCACUUCCCAAACUGUCCCUACACGGGUGAUAGUAAGAAGUGUCACCCCCGGGAAGGAUGCACGUUAUACACCCGGAGGAAGAGUCACACCCUCGGGGAGAGAAAGCACCACCCUCCGACAAGGGGUACCCCAAAAACCUUACACUUUCUUGGAUGAGAAAGCAAGGGGGCGGUUUGGAGUGAUCCGAGAGUGUAAGGAGAAUGCAACUGGGAAGCACUUCAUGGCAAAGAUAAUCCAGUACGAACCAGAAAACAAGCAAAACGUGCUGCAGGAGUAUGAGAUCCUCAAGGGUCUCCACCAUCAACGAAUCUUGAGUCUUCAUGAAGCUUAUAUUACCCCUCGCUACCUUGUGUUGAUUUCUGAAAACUGCACAGGACGGGAACUGCUUUACUGCCUAGUUGAGAGGUUCCGUUAUUCUGAAGACGACGUGGUCAAUUACCUCCUGCAGAUCCUACAGGGGUUGGAGUACCUCCAUGAACAAAAGGUCCUGCACCUCGAUAUCAAACCUGAGAACGUCAUUGUGUCCUACAUGAACACUGUCAAGAUCAUCGAUUUGGGGAGUGCCCAGAACUUUACACCGCUGGUCCUGCGACCCCUCGGCAAACGCAUAGGGACCCUGGAAUAUAUGUCCCCCGAAAUGCUCAAAGGUGACGCAGUAGGCCCAGCAGCUGAUAUUUGGGGUGUAGGCGUUCUGACUUACAUAAUGCUCAGCGGCCGCUCUCCGUUCUUUGAGCUGGACCCCGUGGAAACCGAGAACAAGAUCUUGUCGGGACGAUUUGAUAUCUUUAAAUUGUAUUCCAACGCCUCCCAAAGUGCUUCCCUCUUCAUUCGCAAGAUCCUGACUAUAUAUCCUUGGAGCCGCCCAUCACUUAAGGAAUGUUUUUCCAAUCCCUGGCUCCAGGAUGCCUACCUAAUGAAGCUUAGACGCCAAACCCUAACCUUCACCACUAACAAGCUCAAAGAGUUCCUCGUGGAGCAACAGAGGAGACGCGCAGACACAGCCACUAAGCACAAAGUCCUCCUUCGUUCGUACCACGGAAGCCAGCCCUCAGCUCCUGUCACUCAGUGACCUUCAAGAGCAGACUCUUUAUUAAAUAAGUUGGCCAAGAAGCCAUAGGAGCAUUCCACUGGAUCAUGGAGGACCCUCAGGGGUCUCAGGGAAGUCGGUCUGGCCAGAGAAGGAGACACAAGUCAUACCCUUUCUAUAUACAGAGAGGGUCCCUUACAAUCUACUGGGACAAGGAAUCCCAGAGAAGCCUAAGAAAAAAAGAAUAUUAGGUCAAUAUACCUCAAUGACAGCAGCGGAGUCUAAUAAAACUGAGGGGGAGGAAAUACUUGAAAAUGGGGUGCAUGAUGCAUGUGACAAACUCCCAACUGCCAACCCUAAGAAAAACUGGCAACCGCUUUAAAUGAUUCACCUAUGAUCUUAGCCGGAUGUGACCUAAGGUUCCACUAUGGGCUGCAGAGAUUUCUCUGAGUAACCGUGAUCUUGUUUUUCAAUUAUCGAUCCCCUGGUUUACACAAAUGCUAAUUUCCCAGAAACCGUCUGGCAUCCUGAAGGAAACACAGCAAGUGGUCUUAACGUUUAGGUGGGCAAAUGUUUAACUAAGGUGUUUUUCUUUUGUAUUUAGGCUAAUAAAACUUCCCUAGGUUGCUUAACAAAUAAAGUACGGUCAGGGCAGUCAUGCUACGUUCAGUUCUACUCGAGAAGUUAGCUCAGGAAUGGCUUCAGGAAGGCUGUGUCUUCCUACAUGAAAUACUUUCUCAUUACAGCCUUGUUGUCCCUUCCUGGAGGACUGGUUCCGGAAUGGCUACAUUAUAGCCAUGUUGUUCCUACCUAAGAGACUAGUACAGCAAUGGCUUCAUAACAGCCAUGUUGUUCCUACAUGAGAUAUUGGUUCAGGAAUGACUUCAAUACAGCCGUGUUGUUCCUACCUAAGAUACUAGUACAGGAAUGGCUUCAUAACAGCCAUGUUCUUCCAACAUGAGAUAUUGGCUCAGGAAUGGCUUCAUAGCAGCCAUGUUGUUCCUAUCUGAGGUAUUGGCUCAGGAAUGGCAUCAUAACAGCCAUGUUAAUCCUACCUGAGAUAUUGGCUCAGGAAUGGCAUCAUAACAGCCAUGUUGUUCCUACCAGAGAUAUUGGCUCAGGAAUGGCAACAUAAUAGCCAUGUUCUCCCAACAUGAGAUAUUGGCUCAGGAAUGACUUCAUAACAGCCAUGUAGUUCCUACCUGAGAUAUUGGCUCAGGAAUGGCUUCAUAAGAGCCAUAUUGUUCCUACAUGAGAUAUUGGCUCAGGAAUGGCUUUUUAACGGCCAUAUUGUUCCUACACAAGACACCGGCUCAGGAAUGGCUUCAUAACCACCAUGUUGUGGAUUGGUUUUGCUUUCCUGUGUGGGAAAAAAAAAGGUUCAGUAGUGGUUUAAUAACAGCCAUAUAAUUCCUUUCUAGGGAUGGUUUCCUAACAGCCAUGUUUUACUGUCUGAAAUACUGGCCUAGGAAUGGUCUCAUAACAACUCUGAAUACUGAAUAGAAAGUGUUGAUCAGCCUAGCACCUUAUUCCUCAUCCUUUGAGUUCUAGUGGAAACCCUCUGAGCUGUACUUGAAAGAUGAGAGAUACUUCAUUCUCUAAACUCCAAAAUAUUGUGCUUUAUGGUGGAGCUGCAGAAUAUCUAGGAGAUCUAAAGAUACUGAAUGUUACUGUAGGGAACUCGGAACAAAAGGGGUGAGCUUAGCUUUGGAGUCAAGUUGUGCGUCAAACUCUGGAGUUGCAUUUCUACGGUAUAGCAAAGACUGGCACGGCAAUGGGCAUGGCAAUGUGCCCCGCACAGGGACAGUAAAGGCAAAUACACAGUGGAGCAUAGGUUGCUUCCCACUGACCCCAAUGCUUUCUGUUUCUUUGCUUUAUUUGUUACUUGGCAUUUAAGAGUGUCUAUGGCACCCAAGGAAGCAUGGCUUGUAUGGCACCUUGGCAAUGCAGAGGUGAAACCCAAACAUUGUAGAGAUAAACUCUGAAAUCCCAAGCUGCUCUCACUAGAUAAUUAGGUUAUUUCCGCGGGACACAGCCGUGACGCUCACAGUAAAGGGAAAGAAAGACUAGAGAUGUAUCGUUGGGAGAGAGCAGAUGGAUGUUAGUUAUAGACAAUGCUAUUCCAGCAGGGAAUACUAUGGGAAAAGGUGAAUGUUAAUGGGAAAUAUUAUUGGCCAGCACAAUGUGUUGGGCACUGCCAGGUACCUAGAGUUGAAACAAGAUGUACCCACUGGAGAGUAGGAGGCUCUGCAGAUCCAGGGGUGAAAGGGCUAAACGAUUCAGCUCUGGGGGGGUCAAACUAACUUGAAUGCUCCCCUCUCUGAGUUUGUACAUUUGGUGGGGGGGGGGUCUCUCCCCUAAAGCUGCUCUUGAGUUGUUUAUUUAUUCUUUCAUUCUGAGUAGAUUAUUUUUUUCUUUUAUUUAUUCACCUUGUGUUGCUUUCUUUGUGUUUUGUCUUUUUUCCCCCUUUUUUUUUUGGUGUGGAAAAACCUUCAAAUAAAAUAAAAAAAAGACGCACGACCCCA